GAUAUGAAAGUUUUGUCGAUAUGUUCAAUUAUAACAUCGUUGUUAUGAACAUUGUCAUCAUAGGGUGGUUCGGUAUUUAUUAGUUCUUCAAAAAUUGUGGCAAAUUUAAUUGAGUAUUAUUCAGAAUGCGUUAUACGAGUAAAACAGGCUUAGCUCCUAGUGCGACAAGAAAACUUAUGAGAAAAAAUCAGGAUAAAAACUUUGAUUUCUCACCAGAAUCUAGACCUGCUCCCUUUUUGUUGAAACCUUUGGCUGGUAUUUACAACCCAUACAGGUAUGGAUGUUCCCUUCUGUGCAAUCAUCCAACUGAUGAAGAAGCUAGAGAAUUACUAAGAAGAGCUAAAGACACUUGGGUGAAUGAAAGCAGAAGGACUAUUCUGCAAGAAGAAGAAAUUGCAGCCAUAAGAGACAGUCUCGAACAGUUAAAAGUAUAUACCAAACAGAAUGAGUGUAGCCAUACACCAGUAAUAGAAGCUGUUCCAGAGGAACUUUUCAGACGUUAUACAGAAACAGAUUCAAGACCCCUUACUCCUGCUCCAACUCUGUCAAGCUCUGCUACAAGAGCCUCUGGGUCCAGAAGAUGCUUUACUCCAGAUCCUAUACCAAUUUCUACAGUAAAGGAGAAGACAAUGCUUGUUCUCGACCUUAGAAGAAGUCACAGUCAGGAACUGAUUUGUGGUGGUACUUCCUUUCUUGACCCACCAUUGAUUCUGAUUCAGCAGGUUCCCACCAGAAGAGGUAGCCUGGAGAGCUUCAUAGGUGUUCAGAAAAGAACUUCUUAUGCUUUGCAUAUGCCAGCAACUGCAAGGUUGAUGAAGAAGGAUAUUUCCAAGAAAGAACCAUCUUCAGAGAAUCCUGAUGAUGGAGCAAAAACAGAAGACGAAAACGAAGAUGAUGAAGUUUACAUUAAAAGGAGGGGUAAGAAGAGACGCAAGAAGAGAAACGGAUCUACAGCUCUACCAGUGCAAACAUCUACAGAUCCUGAAACCCAGGUUGGAGCAGUUGGUCCAGAUUCUAAUAAUCCUAGUGCAAGGCAUUCAUUGGUACCAGGAUCUAACGAAGAGACUGCCCUUCAGAAAGCAGAAUCCCAAUCCUGUAAUGCUGCAAGAAAAUCUAGUAACUUUCCCAACAUUGACUCAUUUCUAGACGUUGAUAUUUUGAAAUUGUUACGAAGGGAAUUGACUGCAGAAAUAUACGACAACGAAUUCAACUGGGAUAGGAGAAUGGCCCUUGGGGAAGCUCUCAAGACUUUAACGAAUGGAAAGGAGUGUUGUGAAGAAUUGAUGGCUUUGCAAUCUGAGCUUAAUUUACCACCCCUCAACACAGACCUUUGGAUUAGCAUACCAAGAGUUUUCUCAAGAGCAAAUGCCAGAUUUGAAUUACCACCAUUCAGUGACAUGCUCAAAGAUAUGAUCCCAAUGGAAUAUAUCAAAGAUAACAUAGAUGUGACAAACAAGAGAAAAAUAAUGUAUAACUCCAUCUUCAAUAAAUUCAAAAUAACAAUAUCCGAAACUGAGAGGAAAAUAUUGGGAAAGGAUAUUUUAGGUGCCCUGCACAUUUUGAUGGGCCAAAAUUUGCCAAAAAAACCGCUAGAAGGAUUUAAAGAACUGGUGGAUUGGAAGGAUGAUGUUCAGUAUGACUUCAAGACGUUUUCUUGCAUUUGUGCAACUUGCGAGAGGCUAUUAGCAUCAGAUUAUAGCAAAAACGUGCCAGAUAGAAAAGCCGAUCCUUGUCACGAGUUAGAAAUUGCCGACUUUGAAUCCCUCAACAGAAAACUGCAAGGUCAAAAUGCAGAUGAAAAGCUGGUCAAAAUUCUGUAUAGAAUAAAGAACUUGUGACUUGAAAAUUUCACUGAACGAGACUGAAUAUACUAUUUUGUCUUCGAAAUAUCAUAACCAGGUGAAAAAUUCACGAAUUAUUACAGAAAAUUAAUUAAGAAAAACUCAUCUCCUAAUUAUAUACAAUCCUCAAGGAAUUC
Harmonia axyridis is the source of this 1978-nucleotide messenger RNA. RefSeq lists its product as uncharacterized. Lineage: Eukaryota; Metazoa; Arthropoda; Insecta; Coleoptera; Coccinellidae. The transcript has 11 exons. The coding region runs from base 126 to 1838 and encodes 570 amino acids. The record is from RefSeq and is a predicted model, not a curated record.